GAACUGGGGCUCGGUUAGGGGUAGGGAGGAAUAGAAGCCGAGAAGCUUCAGUCUGAUUGUAGAGGGAGUGGAGUCGAGGGAGAAAGCAGUUCUCUCCCUCUCGGUCUUAACGUUGGUUUUGCACUCUCUGGGCGACGAGGUUUUCAAGUCAGUAGCGGUAGCUUGCUUUGCACCGGCACACACACGUGCUGAAGGGGUAACAAUGAAUUCCAUUUAUAUCGUUUGUGCACAGAAGAGGCCUUUGACAGUUUGUGGUGUGACAGCGUGUGUGUGAGGUGGCACCAUGGCCGCAAUGAUCCCUCCAGUGAAGCUGAAAUGGCUGGAGCACCUGAACAGCUCCUGGAUCGCCGAGGACAGCGAAUCCAUCUCCACACGUGAAGGCGUGACCCUGCUCUACUCCAAGCUCCUUGCCAACAAAGAAGUGGUGCUGCUCCCCCAGCAGGUGCUAUGUUUAAAAGGUCCCCAGCUGCCGGACUUUGAGCGAGAAUGUCUGUCCAGCGAUGAGCAAGAGCACUACCUGGACGCGCUGUUGGCCAGCCAGCUGGCUUUGGCCAAAACUGUCUGCUCCGACUCGCCGUUCGCUGCUGCCCUACGCAAGCGCCUUCUAGUCCUGCAACGAGUCUUUUAUGCACUUUCCAACAAGUACCAUGACAAAGGCAAAGUCAAACAGCAGCACCACUCACCUGAGAGCACACUGAGCUCUGCUGAGCUGCAGGCGGUUAGCGAGCGGCCUCGCUCCAGCACGGAUGCACUUAUAGAGAUGGGUGUGCGGACAGGUCUCAGUCUGCUCUUUGCUUUACUCCGACAGAGCUGGACGCUGCCACCCACUGGGCCUGGCCUUAACCUCUGUAAUGAUGUCAUCACUACCGCCAUUGAGGUGGUUGGCUCCUUGCCGCCACUCUCACUGGCAAAUGAAAGCAAAAUUCCACCCAUGGGCUUAGACUGCUUGGCCCAAGUGACCACGUUCCUGAAGGGAGUGACCAUGCGGCACUCGGGAGCAGAUGUGGUGGGCAGGAGGCUGGCAUGUGAGCUGCUCCUGGGACUGGCAGCUCAGAGGGGCUCCCUACGCUACCUUCUGGAGUGGGUGGAGAUGGCGCUGGCCGCCUCGGCAGGAGUCAGUAGCCUGGAGCCCAGCCAGGCUGUGCAGAGCCAAGAGGGCCUGAUGGGAUAUGACUGCUUUAUGAACAUUCUCAUGCAGAUGAGACGCUCACUGGGUUCAUCUGCAGACCGGAGCCAAUGGAGGGAGCCAACUCGCACACCAGACGGUCUGUGCUCCCUAUAUGAGGCUGCACUCUGUCUGUUUGAAGAGGUUUGUCGCAUGGCAUCGGAUUAUUCAAGGACAUGUGCAAGUCCAGACAGCAUCCAGACAGGCGAGGCAGCCAUGGUGUCUGAGACAUGUGAAGUGUAUGUCUGGGGCAGUAACAGCAGCCACCAGCUUGUGGAGGGAACUCAGGAGAAGAUCCUACAGCCUAAACUAGCACCCAGCUUCAGUGACGCACAAACGAUUGAGGCUGGUCAGUACUGCACUUUCGUCAUCUCUUCCGAUGGCUCUGUUCGGGCAUGUGGGAAAGGGAGCUAUGGUCGCCUAGGACUGGGGGAUUCUAACAACCAGUCCACUCUUAAGAAGCUAACCUUUGAACCCCAUCGCGCUAUUAAGAAGGUUUCAUCAUCCAAAGGCUCGGAUGGUCACACACUGGCAUUCACAAGUGAAGGGGAGGUGUUCAGCUGGGGUGAUGGAGACUAUGGCAAACUGGGUCAUGGUAACAGCUCUACACAGAAAUACCCCAAACUCAUACAAGGACCCCUGCAAGGAAAGGUGGUGGUGUGUGUGUCAGCAGGCUACAGACACAGUGCAGCUGUUAGUGAGGACGGGGAGCUGUACACAUGGGGAGAAGGUGACUUUGGAAGACUAGGCCAUGGUGACAGCAACAGCAGGAACAUUCCCACACUUGUAAAGGACAUCAGUAACGUGGGCGAAGUGUCCUGCGGGAGUUCCCACACCAUUGCACUGUCGAAAGAUGGCCGAACUGUCUGGUCGUUCGGAGGGGGAGACAAUGGUAAACUUGGCCAUGGUGACACUAAUCGUGUUUACAAACCGAAAGUGGUGGAGGCUCUACAGGGCAUGUUCAUCCGAAAAGUGUGUGCAGGCAGCCAGUCUUCUCUGGCCCUCACCUCCACCGGACAGGUGUAUGCAUGGGGGUGUGGUGCCUGUCUAGGAUGUGGGUCGUCUGAGGCCACUGCUCUAAGGCCAAAGUUAAUUGAGGAGCUGGCCACUACCAGGGUUGUGGACAUCUCCAUAGGAGACAGUCAUUGCCUUGCAUUGUCACAUGACAAUGAAGUCUAUGCAUGGGGUAACAACUCCAUGGGCCAGUGUGGACAAGGUAAUUCUACUGGUCCCAUUACCAAACCCAAGAAGGUCAUUGGUUUAGAUGGAGUGGCCAUUCAGCAGAUUUCUGCUGGCACCUCUCACAGCUUGGCUUGGACUGCCCUCCCUAGAGACAGGCAAGUGGUGGCAUGGCACAGGCCUUACUGUGUAGAUCUGGAGGAGAGCACUUUUUCUCAUCUGCGCUCAUUCCUGGAGCGAUAUUGUGAUGGCAUCAAUAAUGAGGUUCCCCCACUGCCUUUCCCCUCAUCCAAAGAGCAUCAUAACUUCCUGAAGCUGUGCCUGAGGCUGCUGUCCAAUCACCUGGCUUUGGCACUGGCCGGAGGUGUGGCCACAAGUAUCCUGGGGCGACAGGCACGGCCCCUCCGCAACUUGCUCUUCAGACUAAUGGAUGCAUCAGUGCCUGAUGAAAUUCAGGAGGCGGUCAUUGAGACACUGUCUGUUGGUGCCACAAUGUUGCUGCCUCCGCUGAGGGAGAGAAUGGAACUUCUACAUUCACUUCUUCCUCAAGGACCUGAUCGCUGGGAGAGCCUCUCCAAAGGACAGAGGAUGCAGCUGGACAUUAUUCUGACCAGUCUCCAGGAUCACACCCAUGUAGCAUCUCUGCUAGGCUACAGUUCUCCCCCUGAUGCCUCAGAGCCCUUGACGCUGCCCUCAGACUCCACACACACCCCUGGCACUCACCCAGACACACACCCUGAUACACACCUUGCAGAGAUCCUCAUGAAGACUUUACUCAGGAACCUUGGCUUCUAUACGGACCAGGCAUUUGGAGAGUUGGAGAAGAACAGUGAUAAGCAACUGCAGGGCACAUCUUCAUCAGACAGCAGCCAGCCAGCCCACCUUCAUGAACUCCUCUGCUCUUUACAGAAACAACUACUGGCCUACUGCCACAUUAACUCUGUUACAGAGGGCUCCAGUAGUGUGGCUCUUCUCCAUAAACACCUGCAGUUGUUGUUACCUCAUGCCACAGACAUUUUCACUCGCUCAGCUAUGCUUCUGAGAGAAAGCUCUGGAAAUGGCAGUGUGCGUGAGAAACUACGAGAUGUGAUCUACGUGUCUGCGGCUGGCAGUAUGCUGUGUCAGAUUGUGACAUCUUUGCUGUUGUUACCUGUGUGGGUGGCCCGGCCGCUGCUGAGUUUCCUUUUAGACCUUCUGCCUCCAUUAGACUGUCUCAACAGACUACUGCCAGCUGCAACCCCAUUAGAGGACCAAGAACUACAGUGGCCCCUUCAUGGAACCCCAGAGCUAGUGGAGCCAGUAUGUGUGUGUGUAUCCGGCCCAGCGCAGUGCUGGGUGUGGUUGGUUGACCUGGAACGCACAGUGGCUUUGCUUGUUGGCCGCUGCCUUGGCGGGAUGCUGCAGGGCGCCUCACCUUCACUAGAAGAACAGCAUACAGCAUACUGGCUUAAAACCCCACUGUUUAGCAAUGGCCUAGAGACAGACAUACCACAGCUAGACACAUGCAUCAGCUCUCUGCUAGAGGUGGCUCUGUGUGGGAAUGAAGAGCAGAAGCCUUUUGACUGUCCGCUGCGUGCUGACAUGAGUGUAUUAGUGGACCUGGCCCUUGGCUCCACCAAGGAACCCACACACAGUCUAUGGACCAACAUGCAGGACUAUGCAAUCAGCAAAGACUGGGACAGUGCAUCUUUGAGUAAUGAGACUCUGUUGGACACAGUGUCCCGCUUCGUUCUGGCAGCCUUUCUGAAACACACAGGGCUGCUGGGCCAAGCCUGCGGAGAGGGCAGGUAUCAGCCAUGUAAGCUGUUGGCCGAAGUGUACCGCAGUGUUUAUAAGGUGCGGAAUCGCCUUCUGGCCUGCAAAAACAUGGAGCUCACACAGACUCGUUCAUCAUCCAGAGAGCGCAGGAUCUCGGAUAAUAUAGAGUCAGUGGAGCUGGACCCGCAGGAGCACUCCUUUACCCGCACCAUUGAUGAAGAGGCUGAGCUGGAGGAGCGAGCUGACCGAGAGAGAGACCGAGAGGAGGGCCACCAGGAGCAAGAGGAGGAGGAGGAGGAGAGAGAGCAUGAAGUCAUGACAGCAGGGAAAAUCUUUCAAUGUUUCCUCUCAGCACGGGAGGUGGUUAGGGGCCGAGAGCGAGACCGUGCAGGCAGCGUCAGUGUCCAAGAAGAGCCUGUUCAGCCUGGACAAGAGCGCAAGAACAGCACUGUCAUACAGGAGGGGCAAGACCUAUACACCACCGCCUGCAAUGGAAUCAUCCACCGCUGCGCUAUGCUCCUUUUGGCCGUCAGUCCGCCACUCAUGCAGCAGACCAAUCAGCAGCUUCCCUCAGGUAGUGCCACACAGGAGGGAAGUGGAUUCAUGACAAGGAGUGAGAGCUUGUCUGCUGAAAGCCGUUCCAUUCAAAGCAGUCCAAGUUACAGACUUACUAAAUCCCGGAGUGAGUCUGACCUUUCACAACCAGAGUCUGAUGAAGAGGGAUAUUCAUUGAGUGGCAGGAGGAAUGUUGAUCUGGAUUUGGCGUUCACCCAUAAAAAGAGAGGUCUUCUCCACAGUACUCCAGACUCGUCUGCUGACUGGUUUGGUGGGCGUUCAGGCCGGGAGCGCCUGUACAGCUCCCCUCAGUCCUAUGAAGAGUCUGACCUGGACCUGAGCCGCACACUGGGCAUCCAUGCCCUCAUCGACAAUAUUGUCAGCUUUGUCAGUGGCGAUGUGGGGAGUGUGCCUACGUUCAAGGAGCCAGAGGAGAGCAUGUCCACCAGCCCACAAGCUACCAUUAUAGCCAUGGAGCAACAGCAGAGCAGGGCAGAGCUGCGUCUGGAGGCCCUUCAUCAGAUCGUGGUGUUAAUCUCUGGAAUGGAGGAGAAGAGUAGCCAGGCUGGAACGGGGGCCGUGACUGGACAUGCUGGCCCUGCCUUUCACUCUGCUUCCCUACUGACAUCGGUCCGACUGCAGUUCUUGGCGGGAUGCUUUGGCCUAGGCGCCGUCAGUAAUGGGGGACUGAAGGGUGAGAGUGUCCAGCUGCACCACUACCAGGAUGGUGUUCGAGCUGCUAAAAGAAAUUUACAAAUGGACAUUCAGACAGCAGUGCACAAAAUCUACCAGCAGCUUUCAGUCACAUUAGAAAGAGCCCUGCAAGCCAACAAGCAUCAUAUAGAGGCCCAGCAGCGGCUGCUGUUGGUGACAGUCUUUGCUCUAAGUGUGCGUUACCAGCCGGUGGAUGUGUCAUUAGCGAUUUCCAGCGGGCUGUUAGAUGUGCUUUCUCAACUGUGUGGCAAGGAGACCCUUCUGGGACAGACCCUGCAACUCCUACACAAGCCCACUGGCUCCCAGCUCAGCACAGCCCUCAAAGUGGCCAGCACUCGACUGCUGCAAAUACUCGCCAUCAGUACUGGAACAUAUGCAGACAGGUUGAGUCCCAAGGUGGUUCAGGCCCUGUUGGAUCUGCUGUGUAGUCAGCUGAAGACUCUGCUCUCCCAAGCUGCGGGCAGUGUGCUGAGUGUAAGCCCAGACCAUGAGGAGAAAAUAGAUGAUUCUGCAGAUGCCCAGAAAAAAGACUUCAGAGCAUUACUGCGUAAGCAGCACACAGCAGAGUUACAUCUGGGCGACUUUCUGGUGUUCCUAAGGAGGGUUGUGUCUUCCAAAGCUAUCCAGUCCAAGAUGGCUUCUCCAAAAUGGACUGAAGUCUUGCUCAACAUUGCAGCUCAGAAAUGCUGCUCAGGUGUUCCAUUGGUAGGUAAUUUGAGGACACGGUUACUGGCCUUGCAUGUCCUGGAGGCUGUGCUUCCUGCCUGUGAGAGUAGUGUUGAGGAUCAUCAAAUGACCCAGGUGGUAGAAAGGUUGUUUUCUCUGCUGUCUGACUGCAUGUGGGAGGCCCCGGUAGCUCAGGCCAAACACACCAUCCACCUCAAAGAGAGAGAGCAGGAGCUCAAACUCCAUGGUGAGGCGGAAGAGGAAGAGGAGAACCUACCCAUCCAGGAAGUGACCUUUGACCCAGAGAAGGCUCAGUGCUGUGUGGUGGAGAGCGGGCAGGGUCUGACGCACGGCAGUGGGGGCAAAGGGUACGGCCUGGCAGCCACAGGUAUCUCCUCAGGCUGCUACCAGUGGAAGUUCUACGUAGUGAAGGAAAAUCGUGGUAAUGAAGGCACAUGUGUGGGUGUGUCCCGCUGGCCCGUGCACGAUUUCAACCACCGCACUACAGCCGACAUGUGGCUAUACCGCGCCUACAGUGGCAACCUCUACCACAAUGGAGAACAGACACUUGCACUGUCCAGCUACACACAGGGGGACUAUAUCACCUGCGUGUUGGACAUGGAGGCCCGCACUGUGUCUUUUGGCAAAAAUGGAGAGGAGCCCAAGUUGGCCUUUGAAGAUGUGGAUGCUACAGAGCUCUACCCCUGCGUCAUGUUCUACAGCAGCAAUCCAGGAGAAAAGGUCAAAAUUUGUGACAUGCAGAUGAGAGGCACUCCCCGUGACCUUUUGCCCGGUGACCCUAUUUGCAGCCCUGUGGCCACCGUUCUGGCUGAAGCCACCUCACAGCUGGUGCGGAUCCUGCACCGCUCUGACCACUGGACACAGACCAUUAACCGCUGUAUGCUGCAGCGGCUUCAACAGAUCAGGGGCUGUCUGCGGGACGGUGGGCCGCCGCCAGGGGGUUACAGGCUACGCAAGAGCCGAUCUGCCCAGAGCCGCGAAGAGCAAGAUGAGAGAGAAGAGGAGAGGGAGGAGGAGAGAGGGAGGAGCAAUCGUCAUGCCUCGGUGGAGCUAUCGGAGGCGCAUCUGCGAACUCUGUGCAGUCAGGUUUGGCCCGUGCUGGCUGUGAUCGGAGGUACGGAUGGUGGACUAAGGGUCGGAGGUCGCUGCGUGCACAAACAGACUGGGAGACACGCCACCCUGCUGGGGGUGGUGAAGGAGGGCAGCACGUCGGCCAAAGUGCAGUGGGACGAAGCAGAGAUUACCAUCAGCUUCCCCGCUUUCUGGUCACCUAGUGACACGCCACUAUACAACUUGGAGCCAUGCGAGCCGUUGGCCUUUGAUGUGGCGCGCUUCCGAGGCCUGACAGCCACCCUGUUGCUGGACCUCACAGCUCUGGCCUCACUGCAGGAUGACGGUGCCAAGCCCUCCUCUUCGUCGUCCUCUUCCUCCCGUCGCCACGAGCGAAGGCACCGCCAUGAGUCCCAUGAUCCAGAGCGGGAGGGCGAGGGGCGGUCAGAGGGCCGAGAGGGGACAGGUGACCUACGUGUCUCCCACAGCCUGGACGAGGUGCGUGCCCACGCUGCAUGCAGCACCCGCACAGAGCCGCAGGAGCUCACAACUCCACGGGGAAGCGCGCAGGAGGCAGCAGCACUAGCUGAGGUGCAUGCAGUGCAGCUCUCCUACCUAUACCUAGGUGCCAUGAAGACUUUGAGUGUGCUCCUGAGCUGCAGCAAGUAUGCAGAGCUCCUGCUCAUUCCUAAAGUGAUACCUGACAGCGGGCACAAUGCUGACUGCGGCAGUCCAGGCGUCAGCGUCUCACAGGAGGAGGCAGAGAUGCGCUCAGCACUGCAGUUUCUCAUGAGGCACAUGGUGAAACGGGCAGUGAUGAGGUCGCCCAUCAAGCGGGCGCUGGGGCUAGCUGACCUGGAACGGGCGCAAGGUAUGAUCUACAAACUGGUGGUCAAUAGUCUCCUGGAGGAGCAGGGGGGAGGCAGAGCCAAACCAUUGGAUACAGAGUGUGAAGAGCUGGAGGGGGAGCACCAGUUCCAGACUCCAGUUACCACUUCCCCUUCAGCUUCCAGCAGCACCUCCUUCAUGAGCUCCUCUUUAGAGGACACCACCACGGCAACAACCCCAGUUACCACAGCAACCACACCGGUCACAGAUGCCGAGACUGCACCAGCCUCUGAGUCACCAGGAGUUAUGCCUCUCAGUCUGCUCAGGCAAAUGUUCUCCAGCUACCCCACAACCACUCUACUGCCAGCACGCCGAGCUCAGACCCCUCCAGUCUCAUCUUUACCCACAUCUCCAUCAGACGAACAUGGCCGCAGACAGAGCCUCACCUCCCCUGAGUCUCAGCCUGCCAGAACCACCAACAGGACAGCCCUGUCAGACCCUAGCAGUCGCCUCUCCACAUCUCCUCCUCCACCUGCCAUCGCUGUGCCUCUACUUGAGAUGGGAUUCUCACUCAGACAAAUUAUGAAAGCUCUUGAGGCUACAGGUGCACGGGGUGAGGCAGAUGCUCAGAACAUCACUGUGCUGGCCAUGUGGAUGAUUGAGCACCCUGGCACUGAAGAUUCAGAGGAACCCCAUGCUGCAACUCCUGACUCCUGCUCAGGAGCAGCUGGAGGCAAGAGUGCAGACAGAAGUUGCUUCCGCUCUCCUGGAGACAUCCCCAGUGCUGACGCCACCGAGAUGGAGGAAGGCUUCAGUGAGAGCCCUGAAGGACUAGAUCAAGACUCUGCCUCUGCCUCCACUGGCCAUGCCCCCAGAGGGCGCUCAGCAGCCAAUAGAAAGCAUCGCUUUGACCUUGCGGCACGUACUUUACUGGCUCGUGCAGCUGGGCUAUACCGCUCAGUGCAGGCCCACCGCUCUCAGGUACGGAGGGAGGGCCCUGGCCUACAACAAGACUCUCUGGGGGGUCUGUAUGACUUCAACCUAGAUGAGGAAUUGGAGCUGGAGUUGGACCAGGAGGCCAUGGAGGCCAUGUUCACCCAGGAGCUGGCCUCCGACUCGGACAUACUGGGAAUGUGGAUCCCGGAGGUACUGGAUUGGCCAACAUGGCAUGUGUGUGAAUCGGAGGACCGUGAGGAGGUGGUGGUGUGUGAGCUUUGUGAGGCAAAUGUGUCCUGCUUCAACCAGCACAUGAAAAAGAGCCAUCCAGGCUGUGGGCGCAGUGCCAACCGACAGGGUUACCGCAGCAACGGCUCCUAUGUGGAUGGUUGGUUUGGGGGCGAAUGCGGGAGUGGGAACCCCUACUACCUGCUCUGUGGAAGCUGCAGGGAGAAGUACCUCAGUAUGAAAACCAAGACCAAAGGAGCCUUGCCGGAGAGGUAUAAGGGCCAAGCUCCAGACUUGCUGGGAAAGCAAGACAGUGUCUAUGAAGAGGACUGGGACAUGCUAGAUGUGGAUGAGACUGAGCGGCUGACGGGAGAGGAGGAGUUUGAGCUGCUCUCUGCACCACUGGGACUCAGCGAACGCAGACUUGUUCCUGAGCCUGUUCAUUUUCCUGACACCGAUCCUCUCGGUGCAUCUGUUGCCAUGGUUACUGCCACUAACAGCAUGGAGGAGACUCUUCUGCAGAUAGGCUGCCAAAGUUCAGUGGAUAAGGGCUCCUCUGGCCGUAUGUCUCUGGGGGAGCAGGCAGCAGGGCUGCAGAGUUCAGCUGAUCGCCUGGUGGCUCUGAGGAGAGUUACAGCAGCUGCUCAGGUCCUGCUGGCUAGGACCAUGGUCAUGAGAGCACUCUCCCUGCUGUCAGUCAGUGGCUCCAGCUGCAGUCUGGCUGCUGGACUGGAGUCUUUGGGCCUCACAGACAUUAGGACCCUGGUACGUUUGAUGUGUCUGGCUGCAGCUGGUCGUGCUGGUCUCUCCACCGGCCUUGCCUCAGGCUCUGGAACCUCAGAGCGGCCCAGAGGAGCCAACAAGCCCACCAAACCCAUAUCCUGCCUAGCCUACCUUAGCACUGCUGUGGGCUGCCUUGCCUCCAAUAGCCCCAGUGCUGCCAAACUGCUGGUCCAGCUGUGUACCCAGAACCUGAUCUCAGCAGCCACAGGGAUGAACCUCACCACAGUGGAUGAUCCCAUCCAGAGGAAGUUUCUACCCAGCUUCCUGCGGGGUGUAGCUGAGGAGAACAAGCUGGUGACAUCACCCAACUUUGUGGUGACUCAGGCCCUGGUGGCCCUUCUAGCCGAUAAGGGAGCCAGGCUGAGACCUGGCUACGACAAGGCUGAACUAGAGAAAAGAGGGUUAAUAUCCUCUCUCUAUGCCCACCCUUCCUUUGCUCCCCCUGCUGUAGGCCCGUUGGAGCUGGCCAAUGCACUGGCGGCGUGCUGCCUCUCAUCUCGCCUCUCCUCGCAGCACCGUCAAUGGGCUGCACAGCAGCUGGUGCGUACACUAGCUGCCCAUGACAGGGACAACCAGAGUCGACCACAGACCUUUGCUGACAUGGCCGGAGACCUGCGCAAGUGCUCCACCAUCAAGCUAGAGGCUCACCAGGGCAGGGUAAUCUCCUGUGGAUGGUGCAAUAAAAAGGGUUUGCUGGCCACCAGUGGGAAUGAUGGAACAGUUCGUGUGUGGAAUGUGACCAAAAACCAGUAUACUCUGCAGCAGACAUGUGUCUUCAACAAAAUAGAUGGUUCCCCUGAGGAGUGUGUAAGUGGACUGGGGUCUCCAGGUGAGCCAGGCUUGGCACCAGUGGCCUGGAGCAUGAGCGGGAAGUUCCUCGCUGCUGCCAUGGAGAAAAUAAUUAACAUCUGGCAGGUCAAUGGUGGUAAGGGCAUGCUGGACAUCCAGCCUCACUGGGUGUCAUCGUUGGCAUGGCCAGAAAAUGAGCCAGGGUGUCUGUGGGCUGGGGAGCCACAUGAGCUUCUGUUGGUUGGUCGCAUGGAUGGAACCCUAGGCCUGCUUGAAGUUCUAGAUGCCUCUAACAUGCAAAGAACCGAACUCCAGCAUUGCUACAGAAAAGACGUUGCUGUUAUGCACAUUGCAUGGUACAGUGAGGACCGUCCCUUCGCUGUAGGCUAUGCUGAUGGAAAGCUUCUGAUUGGCUCCAGAGAACCACUAGAGAAUGGGUCUGUGGUGGUCAUUGACGCUCACAAGGAGAGCAUCAGUUCAUUGCGUUGGGCUCCAGGUGGCCAGGUUCUAUUAAGCUGUGCCAAAGAGGAGACAGUGCAUCUAUGGACAGGGUCUGGAGCAGGGUUAGGAUGGAGCUGGGCUUGUAUUCAGAGCAUCACUCACCCCACUAUUGUGAAUGCUGUUGCUUGGUGCCACCUGCCUGGGCAAGGACCCAAGGCACUGAAUAUGUUGGCCACGUGUUGUCAGAAUGGACUUGUGUCUGUAUGGACAGUGCCUCAGGAUCCUUCAUCCUUCUCCCAGUCCAGCUCAGCCAGCUCAGAGGCAUGGUGGGAAACAGAGUCAAAGUCUAAACCUAGGCUGACACCACGACGAUGUGAGGCAGCAACAUGUGUGUUCCAGCUACGGGGUCACAUGACCCCAGUUCGGACAGUAGCGUUCAGUCCUGAUGGUCUGGCUUUGGUUUCUGGCGGUGUUGGAGGACUCUUGAACAUCUGGUCCCUACGGGAUGGCUCAGUGCUGCAAACUGUGGUUGCUGGCUCUGGAGCCAUUCAAAACACUGUGUGGAUCCCAGAUGUUGGUGUGGCUGUCUGUUCCAACCGCUCAAAGGAUAUUCUGGUUGUCAACUGCUCCACGGAGUUCAUGACAGCCAGUCAUGUACUGGCAACCUGCCGCACUGCUCUAAAAAAGCAGGGGGUUGUAGGACUGAACAUGGCUCCAUGCAUGAGGGCCUUCCUGGAGAGACUUCCCAUCAUGCUCCAGGAGCAAUAUGCCUAUGAGAAGCCACACGUGGUGUGUGGAGAGCAGCUGAUCCACAGCCCCUACAUGCAGUGUCUGGCCUCUCUGGUGGUGGGGCUACAACUGGACACUCUUCUGUGCCGGCCCCCAGUCCCUCCUCAUCUGGCCCACUGUCCCGUUGAGCCAGGCUCCUCAACAUCAUCUUCUUCCUCUUCCUCGCAUUCUUGGGGCAGCAGCGAGUGGUCAUGGCUUCACUGCUUCUCCACCACUGUCAAAACAGCCGAGGCACUCGCUCGCGGACACACCUUUCCAGAAUCUUUCUGCGUGCCUGAUCUGGAGCCUGUGGCAAAGGACAAGAUGGCACUGCUUAUGGACAAUAGUAAAUGGGUUCCUGGGAUGGAUGAGCAGAUAAUGGCCUGGGCCACCUCCAGACCAGAGGACUGGCACCUGGGUGGAAAGUGUGAUGUGUAUCUGUGGGGGGCGGGCCGCCAUGGUCAACUCGCUGAGGCCGGACGCAACAUUCUUGUGCCAACAGCUGCCCCUUCUUUCUCUCAAGCUCAACAGGUUGUGUGCGGGCAGAACUGCACGUUUGUAAUUCAGGCGAAUGGGACAGUAUCUGCAUGUGGAGAGGGAAGUUAUGGCCGCCUGGGGCAGGGGAACUCUGAUGACCUGCACGUUCUCACAGUCAUCUCAGCACUGCAAGGGUUUGUAGUGACUCAGCUGGUCACAUCAUGCGGCUCUGAUGGGCACUCGAUGGCUCUGACUGAGAGUGGCGAAGUGUUCAGCUGGGGAGACGGAGACUAUGGCAAACUGGGCCACGGAAACAGCGACCGACAACGAAGACCACGCCAGAUAGAGGCCCUGCAAGGAGAGGAGGUGGUGCAGAUGUCAUGUGGAUUUAAGCACUCAGCUGUAGUGACAGCGGAUGGUAAACUCUUUUCUUUUGGGAAUGGAGACUAUGGCAGGUUGGGCCUGGGUAACACCUCUAACAAGAAGCUGCCUGAGAGAGUCACUGCCCUGGAGGGCCAUCAAGUUGGUCAGGUCGCAUGUGGGCUAAAUCACACCUUGGCUAUGUCAGCUGAUGGAAUGACUGUCUGGGCAUUUGGAGAUGGAGACUAUGGGAAACUUGGCCUUGGAAAUUCAACUGCGAAAUCUUCUCCACAGAAAGUGGAUGUUCUGUGUGGCAUUGGGAUUAAGAAGGUGGCUUGUGGGACACAGUUCUCUGUGGCUUUGACCAAAGAUGGGAAUGUUUACACUUUUGGGCAAGAUCGGCUGAUUGGUCUUCCAGAGGGGCGGGCACGCAAUCACAACCGCCCACAGCAGGUCCCCGCCCUUGCAGAUGUGUUCAUUGAGGAUGUGGCUGUUGGGGCAGAGCAUACCCUUGCUCUCUCGUCCGCAGGAGAUGUUUAUGCUUGGGGGAGCAAUUCAGAGGGACAGCUGGGCCUGGGUCACACAAACCAUGUAAGAGAGCCAACUCUCCUCACUGCUCUACAAGGCAAGAACAUCCAGCAGAUCUCUGCAGGACGCUGCCAUAGUGCAGCAUGGACUGCACCAUCUGUCCCACCAAGAGCACCAGGGUCGUCAGUGCCGCUGCAGUUGGGCUUGCCCAUGUGUGUGCCUCCUCAGUACAGUGCUCUGAGAGACAUCAGCAUGGAGGCUCUGAGAGCCAGGCUGCGUCUUCUCUACCAUUUCUCUGACCUUAUGUAUUCCUCCUGGAGACUGCUCAACCUCAGUCCCAACAAUCAGAGUUGCACAUCUCAUUAUAAUCCAGGAACAUGGGGAAUAGUUCAGGGGCAGCUGCGGCCCCUGCUGGCACCAAGGGUCUAUAUGCUCCCAAUGGUGCGGUCUAUUGGCAAAACCAUGGUGCAGGGUAAAAACUAUGGCCCUCAGAUUACUGUCAAGAGAAUCUCCACUCGGGGCAGGAAAUGUAAGCCCAUCUUCAUUCAGAUUGCUCGUCAGGUGGUCAAACUGAAUGCAUCUGACCUCAGGCUGCCAUCCCGUGCCUGGAAGGUUAAGCUGGUGGGAGAAGGGGCUGACGAUGCAGGGGGGGUGUUUGAUGAUACAAUCACUGAAAUGUGCCAGGAGCUUGAGACAGGAGUGGUUGACCUGCUUAUCCCCUCCCCUAAUGCCACAGCAGAAGUGGGCUACAACAGAGACAGAUUCCUGUUGAAUCCCUCAGCAUGUUUGGAGGAGCAUUUGCUACAGUUCAAGUUCCUGGGCAUCUUGAUGGGCGUGGCUAUCCGCACCAAGAAGCCACUGGACCUGCACCUGGCACCACUGGUGUGGAAGCAGCUGUGCUGUAUUCCACUCACAUUGGAGGACCUGGAGGAAGUAGACCUGCUCUAUGUGCAGACACUCAACAGCAUUCUACACUUGGAGGACAGCAGCAUCACUGAGCAGAACUUCCAUGAGAUGAUUCCCCUCGACUCAUUUGUGGGCCAGAGUGCUGAUGGGAAAAUGGUGCCCAUCAUUCCAGGAGGAAACAGCAUCCCUUUGACCUUUUCUAACAGGAAGGAGUAUGUGGAACGUGCCAUUGAGUACCGACUACAUGAAAUUGACCGUCAGGUGGCGGCAGUGCGAGAGGGCAUGUCUUGGAUUGUGCCGGUUCCUCUUCUCUCUCUGCUUACGGCGCGGCAGCUGGAGCAGAUGGUGUGCGGCCUGCCUGAGAUCAGCGUGGAGGUGCUAAAGAAGGUGGUGCGCUACCGGGAGGUGGAGGAGCAGCAGCAGCUGGUGCAGUGGUUCUGGCAGACGCUGGAAGAGUUCUCAAACGAGGAGCGAGUGCUCUUCAUGCGCUUUGUCUCAGGCCGUUCGCGUCUCCCUGCUAACACUGCUGACAUCUCACAGCGCUUCCAGAUCAUGAAGGUGGACCGGCCGUAUGACAGUCUUCCCACCUCUCAGACCUGUUUCUUCCAGCUCCGCCUCCCGCCCUACUCCAGCCAAUCAGUGAUGGCGGAGCGGCUUCGCUACGCUAUCAAUAACUGCCGUUCUAUUGACAUGGACAACUACAUGUUGUCUCGCAAUGUGGACAAUGCUGAGGGUUCGGACACAGACUACUAAGCCCUCCAUGCACAAGAACAGACGUACAGAAAAUCCUGUAUGGACCCUGUUGAAGACUCGGUGCAGGCUUUUGUCACUUUUAAACAUUCAGUGUUCUCAUACACAUUUAAACACAUUUGAUUCAGUGUUUUUAUUUUCACUUAAUUUCUUAGCAGUUUAAGCAAGUGGAGCUAGGGUGGGCCAGAGUAUCAAUUAGGAUAUAUAAAAUUUUCUAUGCUUUCACACGCUCUUUCUCUUACUCUCUUCAGCGCAUUCUUUCACCUUUUCUUUGUUGAUUUUUUGGCACCACCCCAUUUUCAGGGUUUUCUGCAUGAACAUAUGUUUAUUUAAUUUAGGAAAAAAAAUGUAUAAAAUGAUUUAUUGAAAAAAAAAAAAAAACAAUAUUGUACAUUGUGUAUAAUGCUUCAUUAGGAAAUUGUUUUACCUAAGUGUCCAUAUUUAUUUUGUUUUAAUUUUUGAAUUGCCUACGCCCAGUUUCAUAACAGAGACAAAUAAAUGCUUCAAUAUUA
This is a messenger RNA of Colossoma macropomum (tambaqui), 15414 nucleotides long. RefSeq names its product HECT and RLD domain containing E3 ubiquitin protein ligase family member 1 (gene herc1). Bases 284 to 14905 code for a protein of 4873 amino acids. Gene Ontology annotation, molecular function: ubiquitin-protein transferase activity; protein binding. The transcript is spliced from 78 exons. The record is from RefSeq and is a predicted model, not a curated record. NCBI's taxonomy places the organism in Eukaryota, Metazoa, Chordata, Actinopteri, Characiformes, Serrasalmidae.